Metarhizium robertsii ARSEF 23 is the source of this 1239-nucleotide messenger RNA. RefSeq lists its product as uncharacterized. The record is from RefSeq and is a predicted model, not a curated record. NCBI's taxonomy places the organism in Eukaryota, Fungi, Ascomycota, Sordariomycetes, Hypocreales, Clavicipitaceae. The transcript has 4 exons. Bases 1 to 1239 code for a protein of 412 amino acids.
AUGUUGAAUCCCGUUAUGAGGCGAUUGCUGCUAGGCAUUGCGUUGGCGCUUGUAUUGCUUUCCUACUUCUUUUUCAAGGAGAGACUAGGAGAGUUUGGCAUCACCGCAGCUGAUCGAGUGGUUCAAGAUGCCGUCAAGCCUGACCGUGGUAUGCUAUCGGAUAUAAAAAAGUGGCAAAGGGAGUCGCAGAUACGACGAAUCGUAGGACUGGUAUUCUAUGGUAGGCGCAGUCAGGCCUCGAUUUUGGACUGUUACCUCAAGCGCAACCUUGUUAAGAAUGGCGGGAUCCUCGACGAGGUUAUCUGGCUUCAACGCACCCAGAACCAAGCUGACUUGGCCUUCCUCGACAAGCUUAUUCACUCUGAAGCGGGCUACUCACGAGUCGACGUCCAGCAUAGUGACGGGAAUUAUGCAAGCGCAUACGAUGGAAUCGAGGAUGACGUUCUAUACGUCAAGGUAGACACCGACAUUGUAUAUAUCGAAGACAGCACAAUCUUGUCCAUGGUGCACCUGCGAGCUACUCGGCCAGACUAUUUUGCUGUUGGGGCCAAUAUUAUUAACCAGCCCCUGAGCAGUUGGCUGCAUUGGGGCCUAGGCGUUGUACGGCCAUACUUGCCAGAAACCGAGGUGUUUUACCCCAAAGAUGACGAAAAACAGGGUCAACAGUCCAUUAGUUGGCGCGCGUCGCUUCUUCCCAAGUGGAACGCCCCCAACGCUUUCAACAUGUCUGAAUGGUCUCCGCCUGAGGGCCGGAAGCACCGAUGGCUGCCAGUUCCUCACGGGGUCGACCACAUUCUCGACGGGACGCCUAUUACGACAACGACCUAUGAUGCCUACACGAGCCCUGGCUGGUGGAAUUGGAUAGUUGGCGCGCAGCAGCACUACAGUUUUUUGGAGCAUCUAGAGACAGACCAGCUGUGGCGUUAUCGGUUUCACGCCUGGGACUAUCGAGACCUUCGAAUGGGCAUCCAACUCAUCGCGAUGACCGGCAAGGAUAUUAAUAAUGUUAAGCCCAUUGCUGCAGAUGACGAGGAUUUCUUUAGCGUCAAGAUGCCCCGGAAACUGGGACGUUCUGUGGUGGCAGCCGGCGGAGGUGUCGCGGCUCACUAUAGCUUCGGCGCCCAAAAAGACGGCAUGGCCAAGACGGAUAUUUUGGACAGGUAUCGCUCGUACGCUCAGGAAAAGAUAUGUAAAGGACCGAUAUUGUGGUCGUCAGAGGCGGACGAUCCAGCUAAAUAG